This is a messenger RNA of Malassezia restricta, 1602 nucleotides long. Its product is annotated as amyloid beta precursor protein binding protein 1. Gene Ontology annotation, molecular function: NEDD8 activating enzyme activity. The transcript has a single exon. Gene Ontology annotation, biological process: protein neddylation. Gene Ontology annotation, cellular component: cytoplasm. Bases 1 to 1602 code for a protein of 533 amino acids. The record is from RefSeq and is a predicted model, not a curated record. Lineage: Eukaryota; Fungi; Basidiomycota; Malasseziomycetes; Malasseziales; Malasseziaceae.
AUGACAUCACGACCCGACCGGCACACGCAGCGCUACGAUCGGCAGCUGCGCCUGUGGAACAAGUCGGGUCAAUCAUCACUGGAGGCCGCGCAUGUGCUCGUAGUGGGCGCUUCGUCCCUCUCUUCUCACAUUCUCAAGAACCUCGUGCUGCCCGGCCUGGGGUCCUUUACCGUGUGCGACGAUGCACGCGUCUCACCGGACGACGUGGCAUCCAACUUUUUUCUCGAGACAGACAGCGUAGGUGCCUCGUAUGCGGACGAGCUCGUGCGGCUCGUGCGCGAGCUGAACCCGGCCACAUCUGCUCAUGCCUGCACCAAGGCCCCCGCUUGGCUCCUAGAGCACGAACCAGCGUUUUUCACUCAAUUCUCCCUGAUCAUCUGUGUAAGGCAGACUCGCCUCCUCGCAGAGACACUCGCAGACAUCUCGUGGCACCACACACCACCUAUUCCCGUCGUGUGUGUCCGCAACUCCGGCUUUCAAGGCUGCGUGGGCGUAUCGGUCGGGGAACUGGGCAUCAUGGAAACCCAUCCUGACUCUCUCGUCGAUCUGCGCCUGACGCGGCCGUUUCCCGAGCUGACCGCCUAUGCACGCCAAUUUGCCUUGGACACGUCAGACUCGCUCGCCCUCAGUCACACGCCCUACGUCGUGCUCAUCCUACGCGCCCUCGACGCUUGGGCAUCGAGGCACCAGGGGGCCCUGCCCACAUCCGCCGAGCGACGCGAAUUCAUCGACACAAUGGCGUCGCAGCGCGCCAAGUACGGCGACGCAGAGAACUUGGACGAGGCAUUGGCCGCCCUCGCACCGCACGUAUGGCGCCCCCUGCAAUGUCCCGCUGUGCCCGCCCAUGUGACGGCCCUCUUUGACGACGCACAGUGCCGACACAGCACCCACGGAUUCUGGCUGCUGGUCGCCGCAUUGCACGCCUUUGUGCAGCAGUGCGGCACGUUGCCACUGACGGGCGCUGUACCCGAUAUGAAGGCCAUGUCGUUGGAAUACGCCGCUCUCCAACGCAUAUAUGUGGACCAAGCUCGGCGCGAUUUGGACAUGUUUCAGCACAUCUUGGAUGACGUCGUCACGAAGGCUGGCACAUCGCGCGAAGCCGCUGGCUUGGAGGAUGACACGGUACGCACGUUUGUCAAGCACGCUGCGUUUCUCCAGCUGGUCCGCGGCCGCCGUCUGCGACUCCAACGGACCGAGCCCAAUAUCGGUGCGCUUGCCACAGCGCUGGCUGAUCCCGUGAAUCCUGUGACAGCACAGUAUCACUUGGCCUUUGUCGCAUCCGACACGUUUUAUGAACACACGCAUCGGUACCCAGGACAGAGGCAUGACUGGCAAGCCGACGUCGACCCCCUUCUCUCUCAUGCCCAAACCUACUGCGCAAGGAUUGGCCUGGACCUGUCCGACAGCGAUCGAGUGCGCUUGCAACACGCGUGCUAUGAGUUGACUCGCGGAGCUCACUCCGAUACACCUUCCACUGCCGCGUACUUGGGCGGCGUGGCGGCCCAAGAAGUCAUCAAAAUCCUCACAGUGCAAUAUAUUCCCCUGGACAAUACUUGUGUAUAUGAUGGUAUCGUGCAAGCUGUAUCUAGUUUUCGUCUGUAA